Rhinopithecus roxellana (golden snub-nosed monkey) is the source of this 8108-nucleotide messenger RNA. It is a transcript of the gene LRP4, whose product is annotated as LDL receptor related protein 4. NCBI's taxonomy places the organism in Eukaryota, Metazoa, Chordata, Mammalia, Primates, Cercopithecidae. Gene Ontology annotation, molecular function: protein binding; calcium ion binding. The transcript has 38 exons. Bases 241 to 5958 code for a protein of 1905 amino acids. The record is from RefSeq and is a predicted model, not a curated record.
GGGGCUGCGGCGCGGGGGGCGGGGCGGCCUGGCCCGGGACACCCCCUCCUGGUCCCCUGGCGGGGCAGCGUCUGCUCUGGCAGCACUGGAGGAGGCGGCGGCGUCCAGAGGGCGACUUGCGGGGCGCGCAGGCCGCCGUGCACCCGGGACGCUUCCCCCUCGGGGACCCUCCGCGGGCUCCUCCACCGCGCCGUCCCGCGGGAGCCGGCGGGACCCCGGGCGGGCGGCGCGGGCGGCACCAUGAGGCGGCAGUGGGGCGCGCUGCUGCUUGGCGCCCUGCUCUGCGCACACGGCCUGGCCAGCAGCCCCGAGUGUGCUUGUGGUCGGAGCCACUUCACAUGUGCAGUGAGUGCUCUUGGCGAGUGUACCUGCAUCCCUGCCCAGUGGCAGUGUGAUGGAGACAAUGACUGCGGGGACCACAGCGAUGAGGACGGAUGUAUGCUACCUACCUGUUCCCCUCUCGACUUUCACUGUGACAAUGGCAAGUGCAUCCGCCGCUCCUGGGUGUGUGACGGGGACAACGACUGUGAGGAUGACUCGGAUGAGCAGGACUGUCCCCCCCGGGAGUGUGAGGAGGACGAGUUUCCCUGCCAGAACGGCUACUGCAUCCGGAGUCUGUGGCACUGUGAUGGUGACAAUGACUGUGGUGACAACAGCGAUGAGCAGUGUGACAUGCGCAAGUGCUCCGACAAGGAGUUCCGCUGCAGUGACGGAAGCUGCAUUGCUGAGCACUGGUACUGCGACGGUGACACCGACUGCAAAGAUGGCUCUGAUGAGGAGAGCUGUCCCUCAGCAGUGCCAGCACCUCCCUGCAACCUGGAGGAGUUCCAGUGUGCCUAUGGCCGCUGUAUCCUCGAUAUCUACCACUGCGAUGGCGACGAUGACUGCGGAGACUGGUCGGACGAGUCUGACUGCUCCUCCCACCAGCCCUGCCGCUCUGGGGAGUUCAUGUGUGACAGUGGCCUGUGCAUCAAUGCAGGCUGGCGCUGCGAUGGUGACGCGGACUGUGAUGACCAGUCUGAUGAGCGCAACUGCACCACCUCCAUGUGUACAGCAGAACAGUUCCGCUGUCGCUCAGGCCGCUGCGUCCGCCUGUCCUGGCGCUGUGAUGGGGAGGACGACUGUGCGGACAACAGCGAUGAAGAGAACUGUGAGAAUACAGGAAGCCCCCAGUGUGCCUCGGACCAGUUUCUGUGUUGGAAUGGGCGCUGCAUUGGGCAGAGGAAGCUGUGCAACGGGGUCAACGACUGUGGUGACAACAGCGACGAAAGCCCACAGCAGAAUUGCCGGCCCCGGACGGGUGAGGAGAACUGCAAUGUUAACAACGGUGGCUGUGCCCAGAAGUGCCAGAUGGUGCGGGGGGCAGUGCAGUGUACCUGCCACACAGGCUACCGGCUCACAGAGGAUGGGCACACGUGCCAAGAUGUGAAUGAGUGUGCCGAGGAGGGGUAUUGCAGCCAGGGUUGCACCAACAGCGAAGGGGCUUUCCAGUGCUGGUGCGAAACAGGCUAUGAACUACGGCCCGACCGGCGCAGCUGCAAGGCUCUGGGGCCAGAGCCUGUGCUGCUGUUCGCCAAUCGCAUUGACAUCCGGCAGGUGCUGCCGCACCGUUCUGAGUACACACUGCUGCUUAACAACCUGGAGAACGCCAUUGCCCUUGAUUUCCACCACCGCCGCGAGCUUGUCUUCUGGUCAGACGUCACCCUGGACCGGAUCCUCCGUGCCAACCUCAACGGCAGCAACGUGGAGGAGGUUGUGUCUACUGGGCUGGAGAGCCCAGGGGGCCUGGCUGUGGAUUGGGUCCAUGACAAACUCUACUGGACCGACUCAGGCACCUCAAGGAUUGAGGUGGCUAAUCUGGACGGGGCCCACCGGAAGGUGCUGCUGUGGCAGAACCUGGAGAAGCCCCGGGCCAUUGCCUUGCAUCCCAUGGAGGGUACCAUUUACUGGACAGACUGGGGCAACACCCCCCGUAUUGAGGCCUCCAGCAUGGAUGGCUCUGGACGCCGCAUCAUUGCUGAUACCCAUCUCUUCUGGCCCAAUGGCCUCACCAUCGACUAUGCUGGGCGCCGUAUGUACUGGGUGGAUGCUAAGCACCAUGUCAUCGAGAGGGCCAAUCUGGAUGGGAGUCACCGUAAGGCUGUCAUUAGCCAGGGCCUUCCGCAUCCCUUCGCCAUCACAGUGUUUGAAGACAGCCUGUACUGGACAGACUGGCACACCAAGAGUAUCAAUAGCGCUAACAAAUUUACAGGGAAGAACCAGGAAAUCAUUCGCAACAAACUCCACUUCCCUAUGGACAUCCACACCUUGCACCCGCAGCGCCAACCUGCAGGGAAGAACCGCUGUGGGGACAACAAUGGAGGCUGCACGCACCUGUGUCUGCCCAGUGGCCAGAACUACACCUGUGCCUGCCCCACUGGCUUCCGCAAGAUCAGUAGCCACGCCUGUGCCCAGAGUCUUGACAAGUUCCUGCUUUUUGCCCGAAGGAUGGACAUCCGUCGAAUCAGCUUUGACACAGAGGACCUGUCUGAUGAUGUCAUCCCACUGGCUGACGUACGCAGUGCUGUGGCCCUUGACUGGGACUCCCGGGAUGACCACGUGUACUGGACAGAUGUCAGCACUGAUACCAUCAGCAGGGCCAAGUGGGAUGGAACAGGACAGGAGGUGGUAGUGGAUACCAGUUUGGAGAGCCCAGCUGGCUUGGCCAUUGAUUGGGUCACCAACAAACUGUACUGGACAGAUGCAGGUACAGACCGGAUUGAAGUAGCCAACACGGAUGGCAGCAUGAGAACAGUACUCAUCUGGGAGAACCUUGAUCGUCCUCGGGACAUUGUGGUGGAACCCAUGGGCGGGUACAUGUAUUGGACUGACUGGGGUGCGAGCCCCAAGAUUGAACGAGCUGGCAUGGAUGCCUCAGGCCGCCAAGUCAUUAUCUCUUCUAAUCUGACCUGGCCUAAUGGGCUAGCUAUUGAUUAUGGUUCCCAGAGGCUAUACUGGGCUGACGCCGGCAUGAAGACAAUUGAAUUUGCUGGACUGGAUGGCAGUAAGAGGAAGGUGCUGAUCGGAAGCCAGCUCCCCCACCCAUUUGGGCUGACCCUCUAUGGAGAGCGCAUCUAUUGGACUGACUGGCAGACCAAGAGUAUACAGAGCGCUGACCGGCUGACAGGGCUGGACCGGGAGACUCUGCAGGAGAACCUGGAGAACUUGAUGGACAUCCAUGUCUUCCACCGCCGCCGGCCCCCAGUGUCUACACCAUGUGCUAUGGAGAAUGGCGGCUGUAGCCACCUGUGUCUUAGGUCCCCAAAUCCGAGCGGCUUCAGCUGUACCUGCCCCACAGGCAUCAACCUGCUGCCUGAUGGCAAGACUUGCUCACCAGGCAUGAACAGUUUCCUCAUCUUCGCCAGGAGGAUAGACAUUCGCAUGGUCUCCCUGGACAUCCCUUAUUUUGCUGAUGUGGUGGUACCAAUCAACAUUACCAUGAAGAACACCAUUGCCAUUGGAGUAGACCCCCAGGAAGGAAAAGUGUACUGGUCUGACAGCACACUGCACAGGAUCAGCCGUGCCAAUCUGGAUGGCUCACAGCACGAGGACAUCAUCACCACAGGGCUACAGACCACAGAUGGGCUCGCGGUGGAUGCCAUUGGCCGGAAAGUGUACUGGACAGACACGGGAACAAACCGGAUUGAAGUGGGCCACCUGGACGGGUCCAUGCGGAAAGUGCUGGUGUGGCAGAACCUUGACAGUCCCCGGGCAAUCGUACUGUACCAUGAGAUGGGGUUUAUGUACUGGACAGACUGGGGGGAGAAUGCCAAGUUAGAGCGGUCCGGAAUGGAUGGCUCAGACCGCACGGUGCUCAUCAGCAACAACCUAGGAUGGCCCAAUGGACUGACUGUGGACAAGGCCAGCUCCCAGCUGCUGUGGGCCGAUGCCCACACCGAGCGAAUUGAGGCUGCUGACCUGAAUGGUGCCAAUCGGCAUACGUUGGUGUCACCGGUGCAGCAUCCAUAUGGCCUCACCCUCCUCGACUCCUAUAUAUACUGGACUGACUGGCAGACCCGGAGCAUCCACCGUGCCGACAAGGGUACUGGCAGCAAUGUUAUCCUCGUGAGGUCCAACCUGCCAGGCCUCAUGGACAUCCAGGCUGUGGACCGGGCACAGCCACUAGGUUUUAACAAGUGUGGCUCGAGAAAUGGUGGCUGCUCCCACCUCUGCUUGCCCCGGCCUUCUGGCUUCUCCUGUGCCUGUCCCACUGGCAUCCAGCUGAAGGGAGAUGGGAAGACUUGUGAUCCCUCUCCUGAGACCUACCUGCUCUUCUCCAGCCGUGGCUCCAUCCGGCGUAUCUCACUGGACACCAGUGACCACACUGAUGUGCACGUCCCUGUUCCUGAGCUCAACAAUGUCAUCUCCCUGGACUAUGACAGCGUGGAUGGAAAGGUCUAUUACACAGAUGUGUUCCUGGAUGUUAUCAGGCGAGCAGACCUGAAUGGCAGCAACAUGGAGACAGUGAUCGGGCGUGGGCUGAAGACCACUGACGGGCUGGCAGUGGACUGGGUGGCCAGGAACCUGUACUGGACAGACACAGGUCGAAAUACCAUUGAGGCAUCCAGGCUGGAUGGUUCCUGCCGCAAAGUGCUGAUCAACAAUAGCCUGGAUGAGCCCCGGGCCAUUGCUGUUUUCCCCAGGAAGGGGUACCUCUUCUGGACAGACUGGGGCCACAUUGCCAAGAUUGAACGGGCGAACCUGGACGGUUCUGAGCGGAAGGUCCUCAUCAACACAGACCUGGGCUGGCCCAACGGCCUCACCCUGGACUAUGAUACCCGCAGGAUCUACUGGGUAGACGCCCAUCUGGACCGGAUUGAGAGUGCUGACCUCAACGGGAAACUGCGGCAGGUCUUGGUUAGCCAUGUGUCCCACCCCUUUGCCCUCACACAGCAAGACAGGUGGAUCUACUGGACAGACUGGCAGACCAAGUCAAUCCAGCGUGUUGACAAAUACUCAGGCCGGAACAAGGAGACAGUGCUGGCAAAUGUGGAAGGACUCAUGGAUAUCAUCGUGGUUUCCCCUCAGCGGCAGACAGGGACCAAUGCCUGUGGUGUGAACAAUGGUGGCUGCACCCACCUCUGCUUUGCCAGAGCCUCGGACUUCGUAUGUGCCUGUCCUGACGAACCUGAUAGCCAGCCCUGCUCUCUUGUGCCUGGCCUGGUACCACCAGCUCCUAGGUCCACUGGCAUGAGUGAAAAGAGCCCGGUGCUACCCAACACACUACCUACCACCUUGCAUUCUUCAACCACCCGGACCCGCAUGUCUCUGGAGGAGGUGGAAGGAAGAUGUUCUGAAAGGGAUGCCAGGCUGGGCCUCUGUGCACAUUCCAAUGAGGCCGUUCCUGCUGCUCCAGGGGAAGGACUUCAUAUCAGCUACGCCAUUGGUGGACUCCUCAGUAUUCUGCUGAUUUUGGUGGUGAUUGCAGCUUUGAUGCUGUACAGACAUAAAAAAUCCAAGUUCACUGAUCCUGGAAUGGGGAACCUCACCUACAGCAACCCCUCCUACCGAACAUCCACACAGGAAGUGAAGAUUGAAGCAAUCCCCAAACCAGCCAUGUACAACCAGCUGUGCUAUAAGAAAGAGGGAGGGCCUGACCAUAACUACACCAAGGAGAAGAUCAAGAUCGUAGAGGGAAUCUGCCUCCUCUCUGGGGAUGAUGCUGAGUGGGAUGACCUCAAGCAACUGCGAAGCUCACGGGGGGGCCUCCUCCGGGAUCAUGUAUGCAUGAAGACAGACACAGUGUCCAUCCAGGCCAGCUCUGGCUCCCUGGAUGACACAGAGACGGAGCAGCUGUUACAGGAAGAGCAGUCUGAGUGUAGCAGCGUCCAUACUGCAGCCACUCCAGAAAGACGAGGCUCUCUGCCAGACACGGGCUGGAAACAUGAACGCAAGCUCUCCUCAGAGAGCCAGGUCUAAAUGCCCGCGUUCUCUUCCCUGCCUGCCUGUUCCUUCUCCUUUAUGGACGUCUAGUCCUUGUGCUCGCUUACACCGCAGGCCCCUCUUCUGUGUGCUCGUCCUCCUCCUCCUCCCACCCCAUAACUGCUCCUAAGCCCUCACCGGAGCCGUUUACCACCUGAGUCCAUAACUACCUGUGCACAACAAAUGAUGGCGCAUCUCGAGAAUUUAGACCUGGAUUUUACCAUGAACCUCACAUCUUGUACUCCAUCCUGGGCCCCCUGAAACUGCUUAUUCAUGAUUCCUCGCCAGCGUAGAGCUCCACCUCCCCUUCCCCCGGUACCCUCAGUGCCUGCUUCUCAGUGCUGAUGCAGCUGAUGACCCAGGACUGUGCUCUGCCCCAUCACAGCCAGCAUGACUGCUUCUCUGAGAGAACUUGCCCAUCAGGGGCUGGGACAAGGGGUUGUGGGUAAAGAGGGAUGAAGGAUAGAGGCUGAGAGAAGAAGGAAAAGUCAGCCCAGCAGGUAUGGGCAUGUGGGAAACCUUCAGCCUCAAGUGUGUUGGUAACAUGAAAAAGCUUUGGGGGGUAGUUGGGUCUGGGUGUCUGGUCCAUUGCUGGCAGUGGACAUUAUUCUUGCCCUAAGAGUCACUGCCUUUUCAGCAGCAGAUACUGGUGAGAUGGGGGUGGCUCAAGCUGUUCUUCCUCCUGCUAGAAUGUGUGGAGCUCUUUCUACCUUCGGAUAACGGGGGCCCCUAUCACGAGGCUACUGGCUGAUAUGAAUUCCCUCCUGGUGCCACCACUGGCCAGUAUCUUUCCUAAGUCUUUGAUCAGAGUAACCAGGUUGUGAGCCAGUGGCUUGAGUGAAUGUUAGGCCUUGGGGGCUGAGUCUCUGAAAAGUCUAAGAAGCUCUGCCUAGACCAAACAUGGUAUAUACCACCUGAACCCUCUCUCCCUCAUUCCCUGGGAUUCUAGGGAAGAGACCUAGAAACAAGCUUUCAAAGAAAAACCAGAAGUUGUCAUAAAUGGUCAGAAAGAACAAUCAGGUUGGAGACUUGGGACACCCAGGGCCUAAAGAGAAGUAUCCAUGAGGGUCAAACUUCCUGUCAAACUUCCUGUGUUCUUUCUCAAGUGCUCAGGGAUCUAAAUUAGUGGACAGCGAGCCUGUGGCUGUGGGGUGGUGACGUUCCUCUUCCAGCUGUCUCCUCAGCUAAGGGGCUUAGUUUCCGUGUGGGAUGCCAUCACUUGGUUCAUGCUCAUUCACACAAAGGGCAUGUGUCUCAGCCUAGUAUGAGGGAAAUUGAGACUUAUUUUUGCCCUAAAACGUCUCCCUAGCUGUUCUUCGUGGGUCGGUUUUUUUGUUUUUUUGUUUUUUUUCCCGUUUGUUUUUUGCCUAAUUUGCUUUUUCUGACCAAGCCUUGUGGCACCAGCAAUCUCCAAAGUCCUGUGGUGGGAGGGCUGAAUAAAUAAAGAUGCAAAGAGGUGGGCAAGGAGUAGGAAGGUAGAGAGCACCACUGAUGAGGCCCUCCUAGCCCACGGCAGACCCAGACCUCUUCUCCCCCAGGAAUUAGAAGUGGCAGGAGAGGACAAGAGGGGCUGGGAAUGGAGGGGAGAAUUUCUAGGGGAAGUUUCCUGAGUUGAAACUUCUCCUGUGGUUACUGGUAUUGAGAAAUCAGCUACCAAACAUGGGUGAAAAAGGACAAGAUCAAGUCAGUUCUAAGACUGCUAGAGAGAGAUACCAAGCCCUUAGCCUUGCUCUCAGUAGCAUCAGCCCCAGGUCUGAGCUUCCCCACAUUACAGCCUCCCCACAUUACACUUGACAAAGCAGUAAAGGAGGGAGCACUUUGGGUCCUUACACUCAUGUCUGGGGAGGAAGAGCAAGUAGAAAAGUGGCAUUUCCUUGAUUGGAAGGAGGGAAGGAUCUUAUUGCACUUGGGCUGUUCAGAAUGUAGAAAGGACAUAUUUGAGGAAGUAUCUAUUUGAGCACUGAUUUACUCUGUAAAAAGCAAAAUCUCUCUGUCCUAAACUAAUGGAAGCGAUUCUCCCAUGCUCAUGUGUAAUGGUUUUAACGUUACUCACUGGAGAGAUUGGACUUUCUGGAGUUAUUUAACCACUAUGUUCAGUAUUUUAGGACUUUAUGAUAAUUUAAUAUAAAUUUAGCUUUUCUUAAUCA